AUGCAGCUGGCUCAGGGAGCCUUGGUACUUCCGGUUUGCCUCGCAACGCUAUUGGUCUUUGCGACAGCAACGCAAGCUGAGGUCCGCGUCGAGCUUCCAGUGAGCGCUCAGCUCCCCACCAUUGCAAGAUAUGGCCAAUCCUAUUCAUGGUCCUUAGCACCAAACACCUUUGUCGAUCAAAAUGCGACUGCUCCGCUCCAGUACAAUGCUACAGGCCUUCCUGCGUGGGCCCUCUUUGAUCCUGCUAGGCUCUCGAUCUCAGGUACGCCGCCUGCGUCGCCCGCAGCAUCAACGCGCGCAUCUAGAGCGAAUGAUACGGUAACGCUCACAGCGACCAACCCAAAGACCGGCAGCACGGCGUCUACUCCGUUUCAGCUGAUCACGAUGAGCGGCACUGGCCCCGUCGUCAAUAAGCCGCUUGCUGAACAGCUACCCAACAUCACCACGCUUGGAGCUAAAAGUAUCUUGCCUUCGGGCGCCCAGCUGCUGCCUCUUGGUUGGUCCUUCUCACUCGGCUUUGCAGGCGAUACGUUCACCUCGGACAGUCAUCGCGUUUAUCUUUCAGCUGCGCUGGCUGAUGGUUCGCCUUUGCCGAACUGGAUGCACUUUGAUCAGACGGUCACGCUCUGGGGUUUGGCGCCCACCGAUGUGCAUACUGCGGGCAGCUUCUACACGGUCGUAAUUACUGCCAGUGACGUGCGUGGCUAUGCAGGUGUCAACAGCUCGGUCCAGAUGGUUGUCAGUGGUGCUCAAUUCAUUCAAGCAGCACCUUUUCCUACCAUCAACACUACUGCUGGUCAGUCGUUCCAGUCUGCACUGCCUCUUGAUGACAUCGUCGACUCGACCGGAAACCCCGUCAACACAUCCUUGCUGCGUGUGGCUGCCAACACUAGCUCUAUUGGUUCGUGGCUCACUUUUGACGAGGCCUCGCAUACGUUUUCCGGUACGCCGCCGUUCAAUCUGUCCAAUUCGGCACCUGUAUCGCUCACAGUGCCAGUCAGCUUGGCCAACACUAGCAAUCCGGAUGCCUCUCCAGUGCCUGCAUCGGCCCACCUUUCCGUCUACCCCUCGUCCUUUUCAGUGUCCUCUCUACCGGAUGUAUCAGUCUCGCCCGGCAAGUUUUUCCAGCUCGAACUGGGCCAGUACAUCCGCUCGAGUCCGACGCCUCCUCAGCUCACCCUCGAUCCACCUUCCGCAAACGAAUGGCUCCACUUUGAUCCCGCCACGAUGCUGUUGUCUGGUACACCUCCCAAGAGCGGUAUCGAGCGCGUCCAAGUACAGCUCUCGCUCGACUCGACAGACGCUGGCGGCUACCGCAGUAUUUCCACUCAGACGUUUGCCAUCAACCCACUGUCUUCCUCUGGGUCGCCGACGCCGCUUCCGCCUUCGACUCACCGAACGUCUACCGGCUCGCACUCCGCUUCGUCUUCGACCAGCUCGGCAAAUGGCUUCGCUGCGUCCUCUUCGUCCGAUGCUGCCUCCAGCGGUCUCAGCAGUAAAGCCAAGUUCGCAAUCGCAGCCUCUUUGGGCGGUGUUGGUGGUCUUGUUAUGCUGAUCCUGCUCAUGGUGUGCUGCCGCCGCUACUGCGCUGCCGAGGACCGUCACUUUCGGGGUGGGCAUCCGGACGAUGAGCCGUCUGACUUCGAAAAAUCGUACAACGGCCAAGACGACGAUCGAACACUGGCCGACGAGAGAUCUCCGCGCUUUGGAUGGGCGAGUCUGGGUGCAGGAGGUAAGAAGGGCAAGGGCAAGAAGGCAGACGAGGAAGCCAGUCCUUACCUCGAUCCGUAUGCUGCUUUGGCUGCAGCUGGUACGAAUGCGCCGGACCGAUCCCCUUUCUCUGACGCGAUGACGCUGGCUCCUUCGGACGAAGGACAUGAUCGAAGAAUGUCCAAUGGAGACCCUCGUCAGGUCGUCACAACGACGGCCAAUGUUGCGCCAAGAAUAGCAUCCAUCGUGCCUGCACCCGCGUUCACCAUUACGAACCCUUCACCGCUGGCGGUGGAGAAGCCCCGACGAAGCUCGGUGCUCAACCUGUUCAACCGACUGCCCAAAGCGUCCAAAUCUAACCGAUCCAUCAACAACUUCACCGCCGGUGCCGCCUUCCACCCUUCUCAUCGCGAAGAAGGUAUUGCAGAAGAAAACCUCGGCCACAGUUUGCAGGAAGAUCCUUCGGGUCUUGCACGCCCCGUGUCCAUCGGCCUUGGUCUGGAAGGCAUGAUGGAGCGCGACUUGUCACAGAUGACGACAUCCAAGAGCCUUGCCGCUCGCAGCAGCUGGGAGUCGAAUCUCUUCUACGACGAGUCGGCCAAUCGCGGCGCCAGCACCUCGGCGGCGCCCAGCACUCCCGAGCGACGCCGCAGCGAAGCGCUGAGAACAGAGACCCUCAGUCUCGACUCGCCCCUCGAAGUACCAGUGCGUCGCAAGCUCGGGUCUGCUCCAAUGCGACACCGAAAUGCGCACAUCAGCACAUCGCCUGCCUUCAACCUCACGGCCGGAUUCCAAAGCUCGCCCGAACGCGAUGACGAUGGGCCGAGAGAUCGCUCAAGAGAAACUCGCCAUACUGGCUCGGGUGGCUCAGUGGAGUUGGACGAUGCAGUGGUAGGCUACGCGCGCAAAGUCAACGUCGAAGCGUCCGGCACUGUGCCCCCACCUCAGCAGGUCAGCAUCCAACAGGGACAGCGUAAUCUUUCGCAGCAUCUAGAGAACUACAUGCACCAAGCGCCUCGAGGAGCCUCCAUCGACACGACCCGCAGCGGUGGUUCGGCUUCGCAGGCGGCAGCAGUGGCAGACGACGAUGAUCCGUUCGAGGAUGCAGAGGACGACCCUUCCGCCGCUGCGAACAUGCGUGCUACGGCGGAGAACACCAAGAGGAAUUCGGCGGCAAGCUAUGUUCCCGACUUGGUCGGGGCAGAGACGUCUGCAGUGCGCUAUCCGGAUGGCCGACGCGGCUCGAUGAAGCUGGCGGAUGCGAUUUCGACACCGGUGCGUACUAGGGUGGUUGGGCCGAGGGCGAGCGAUGAGCUGCAGCGAGGUCCGACGGUACGGGCGGUGAGGCCGUCGAAUGGUCCCGUACCUGCUUCGCCCAUCAUCCCGGGUGCAGCGGAACGAAACGGAGCGGGUGACAAGGUCGACAACCCUCAAACACCAGUGCGAGCCAGCCGCGGCGCGGAUGCCGGUACAGCUCCUGCCUCUGCCGGUGCUGGACGGCCAUGGUCUGCCAACUCAGCGGCAUCUCGAGAAGGAGCAGCAGCAGCACCCUUCCAAGCACCUCAGUCCACCGUCACUCCCACUCGUGCCCGCCCCUCACACCGCCCCUCAGCCUCGGUCUCGCACCGCCGCAGCGACUCGUCUGGACAUUCAGGCGAAGCACCUGCCGUCUCAACGCCAUGGUCGCGCAUCCGGUCGCAAAACAUCACAGUGCGACCGGGCGAGCUGAUCCGCGUCUCUGCGCUUGCUGGCACCGCGGCCCCGCCCAUGGUCGGCGGCGCGCCCGGUUCACCAGGCAAGCGAUCUGGACGCAAGCUCAGCUACCACCCGGUGCUGCAGGACGAAAAGUACUUUGAGUACUACAACACCUGGCCCGAGUUCCUGCACUGGCUGCGGUGGGACGAGCGCAUGCAGGAGCUGUCGGGCACUGUUCCAGCCAAGUUUGGUCCCGUUCCAUUAACGCUCAAGCUGGCUAUCUUGGCAAGGCCGAUCGGGGGUGCACCCCCGAGUCCGAGCCCGAACUCGAGUCCGACCAAGUUUGGCGCACGCGCCAGAACGGGAUCGAAUGCUUCCGCUACUUCGACUACUGUAGGCGCGGCAGGCAGCGAGGAUGAAGUGGUGGCUAUCGUCGUGCUCAACAUCCAGAAGCUUGCCCCUGCUGCUGCCGUCAUCUAG
Molecule: messenger RNA, 3885 nt
Organism: Sporisorium graminicola
Lineage: Eukaryota; Fungi; Basidiomycota; Ustilaginomycetes; Ustilaginales; Ustilaginaceae
Exons: 1
Coding region: 1-3885 (1294 amino acids)
Cellular component (GO): membrane
Molecular function (GO): calcium ion binding
Source: RefSeq, a predicted model, not a curated record